AUGGUUCGGCUGCUGGCCAACCCGCGAGUCCAGUUCAGAGUCUGGAUCCACUGGCUAGGUCCUGUUAGGGAACCAGCGCCACGUCGGGGCUCGGCUGCCCGGGAUGCUAAAUCCUUGGUUUGGAUUUCCGGACCAGGCCUAGGCUGUUCCCAGCGGGAGACUACACCGCGGAGAGUGGCCCGCAGUCGCGAGGUGCGAGCUGAAAAGGGGGGUCCGGGCGCAGAAGAGUCCCGGAGCCUGUCCUGGCACAAGGCUGCCCAAGGCUACGGCGCCUUCCUGCCCUACGCCGCGGAGCUGCCCAUCUUCCCGCAGCUGGGCGCGCAGUAUGAGCUGAAAGACAGCCCCGGGGUGCAGCAUCCGGCCGCGGCCACAGCGUUUCCGCACCCGCACCCCGCCUUCUACCCCUAUGGCCAGUACCAGUUCGGGGACCCGUCCCGUCCCAAGAACGCCACCCGGGAGAGCACCAGCACGCUCAAGGCCUGGCUCAACGAACACCGCAAGAACCCCUACCCCACCAAGGGCGAGAAGAUCAUGCUGGCCAUCAUCACCAAGAUGACCCUCACCCAGGUGUCCACCUGGUUCGCCAAUGCGCGCCGGCGCCUCAAGAAGGAGAACAAGAUGACGUGGGCCCCCCGCAGCCGCACCGACGAGGAGGGCAAUGCGUACGGGAGCGAGCGGGAGGAGGAAGACGAGGAGGAGGAUGAGGAGGAUGGCAAACGCGAGCUGGAGCUGGAGGAGGAGGAGCUCGCGGGGGAGGAGGAGGACACGGGGGGCGAGGGCCUGGCAGAUGAUGACGAGGACGAGGAGAUCGAUUUGGAAAAUUUAGACGGCGCGACUGCUGGGCCUGAGAUGGCCUUGUCUGGGGCGGCGCGGAGGGACGGCGACCUCGGCUUGGGACCCAUUUCAGACUCCAAAAAUAGCGACUCGGAAGACAGCUCCGAGGGCCUGGAGGAGCGGCCGCUGCCGAUCCUGAGUCUGGCCCCAGCGCCACCGCCAGUAGCCGCGGCUCCGCCGUCUCCGCUCUCACCUCCCCCUGGUUUAGACCCCUGCGCUCCGGCACCAGCUCCUUCCUCCACCUUGCAGAAGCCCAAAAUCUGGUCCCUGGCCGAGACGGCCACAAGCCCAGACAACCCGCGCCGCUCGCCUCCCGGCACAGGGGGCUCUCCUCCCGGGGCCGCCGCCGCCUAUGCUCGACCCUCCGAGCCGGAGGGCGGAACAGAUCGCUGUAGUGCCUUGGAAGUGGAGAAAAAGUUACUCAAGACAGCUUUCCAGCCCGUGCCCAGGCGGGCCCAGAACCACCUGGACGCCGCUCUGGUCUUAUCAGCUCUCUCCUCAUCCUAGCUUGUUUAAAAAUAAAAAUUUUUAAAAAAAGAAAGAAAGGAAAGAAAGACGAAAGAAAUUUUAAAUUGUUGUAAUAAUUGUAAAAAAAAAAUCCCUCUGUAUAGUUAACGACUUGCAAGCAUGUCCGUGUAUGAAUACCCAAAAAGAGAACUUAACAAAAAGAAAGAAAAAGAAAUAAAACCUGUCCCCCUCGAACUUCAAGUCGCUUCUGUGCCACCCCACAUUCGAUGUGACUGUGAGGUGCUUUGUUCGGUUGAUGGGGGGGAGGGUGUUCAUGGAGAAUAAGCAUAUCUGACAUUUUUGUAUAUACAGAUAAAUGUACAUAUGUGUGAACCAAAUUGUACAAGAAAGUAUCUAUUUUUGGCUAAAUAAAUGAGCUGUUGCCAC
Molecule: messenger RNA, 1728 nt
Organism: Fukomys damarensis (Damara mole-rat)
Lineage: Eukaryota; Metazoa; Chordata; Mammalia; Rodentia; Bathyergidae
Gene: Irx3
Product: iroquois homeobox 3
Exons: 7
Coding region: 1-1341 (446 amino acids)
Biological process (GO): cell development; neuron differentiation; regulation of transcription by RNA polymerase II
Cellular component (GO): nucleus
Molecular function (GO): RNA polymerase II cis-regulatory region sequence-specific DNA binding; DNA-binding transcription factor activity, RNA polymerase II-specific
Source: RefSeq, a predicted model, not a curated record